Molecule: messenger RNA, 1224 nt
Organism: Necator americanus (New World hookworm)
Lineage: Eukaryota; Metazoa; Nematoda; Chromadorea; Rhabditida; Ancylostomatidae
Exons: 3
Coding region: 1-1224 (407 amino acids)
Biological process (GO): chromatin remodeling
Cellular component (GO): nucleus
Source: RefSeq, a predicted model, not a curated record
AUGUCUACUAUGUGUUCUUCAGAAGCUAGGGCGUACCCCAGAAGCGACGCGCAUUGUCCUCGCCCGGGCGAUGUGGCAAAUAUGCGAGGGCUACCGGCUAGAGGACGGAGCCGGCCAAAGAAGAGACUCGCUGAAAAGGCUCCAAUUCAAGGGAAUGAGGCGAUGGCUACAAGCUCAUCUACCACGGCACAUCAAAUCGCAAUGUUGGAAGAUCUGGAGCAGUACGUCCAAUCCCUGGAAGACGAAGAAGUACUCCUAAUCGGAGGAGACUUCAACGGACAUGUCGGUUCUCGGAAAGACUGGUUCGAGAGUUGUCAUGGUGGAUACGGUUUUGGAGCUCGCAACGACGACGGGUUGCGAAUCCUGGAAUAUGCUGUUGCGAGUGACUUGAUCAUUGCUAACACGCAGUAUCGGAAAAGAAAAUCGCAUUUGAUCACGUACACCAGCGGCGGUCGUGAAACACAAAUAGAUUUCUGGAUGUUACGCCGACGAGAUCGCCGACUUUUGCAGGAUUCAAAUGUCAUCCCUACAAACCAUGUCGCUGCCCAUCGCUCAACGUUGGAUAUGGAACACACCGAUAUCGUUAAGGGAGCUGAUGGAGUCCUUCUGCGCCGCCCUAGUCAGAUCCUGGAGAGGUGGCGAGAGUACUACAACCACUUGUGUAACGAAGAGUUCUGGCAUCCUCCUAUCCCUACUGUUCCCAGCUUCGAGGGUCCUGUUCUACCAAUUACUGCCGUCGAAGUCAGUGCUGCCCUCGCAAAAUGGAAGUCGAACAAGGCAACCGGUCCUGAUGACAUACCUGCUGAUGUCUGGAAAUUGCUAGGAGAUCGAGGGUCCGUGUGGCUUGCAACUCUAUUUAACAAAAUCGUUGCAGAAGGACGGACUCCAGACGUUUGGCAUACUUCCGUGACCGUGCCUGUCUGGAAAGGGAAAGGAGACAUUGCUGACUGCACUUCGUACAGGCCUAUACGACUGCUGUGCCAUACGAUGAAGGUUUUUGAGGGUGUCCUGGAGGUUCGUCUGAGGAAAAUUAUCAGCGUUUCACUCAACCAGUGCGGUUUUGUGAAGGACUGCAGCACUAUAGAGCUAUCCAUGCUGUCCGUAUCCUUCUGGAGAAACAUCGAGAGAAGAACCGCAGUGUGCAUCUUGCUUUUCUCGAUCUCGAGAAAAGAUAACGAAGGAAAUCCAGAAGCAGCAUCCAUGGUCCCUACUCUUUGCCGAUGA